UAUAUUGCAAUGCCUCUCUCUGCUUUCCUUGAUUUUCCUCACCAAUCCCCCACACGCACAUAUUUUUUUAAGGAUGUGAUGUUAGAUAUGUUUGAUUUCAAAACUUGUGUGUUUUCAAUGGCUUUUGCUAGAUGAUUAAUGGGUUUUGGCAGUUAACUUACUUUGUUACUUUGCCUUGAUGAUUUCGCUGCAUCAUCUAUGCAACGAUAGCAGAAUUCAUACAGGGAAGCACGGCGGCAUCUAAAUGGGACUGGCAGGGGCAGCCCCCCAAGAAAUAUAAUUUUUUUUGUCGACUAUAUGGAAGAUGGUGGAAAAUGGUUUUGUUGAAGACAACAACAGGACUGGCGAGCCUUCUGGGAUCAAGGUUGACCCGGGCAAACCUGACGCACUUACCUGGCAGCGGAAACUAAAUAAUGAAGGAAAGGCUCCACUAGAAUUCACCUUAUCUUUAAAAGAUAUAAUUCAUCUGGCUCCAAUCGGUUACCGGCUAUGGCGCCAUGUUCGGGAAGAAGCUGCCAAAGGAAGGGCGGGAAUGAUUGAUCCCUUUGCUAAGCAUCAUGUAACAUCUGGUCAUGGUGUCCCUUUAGGUGGUAUUGGUGCAGGGAGCAUUGGAAGAAGUUUUAGAGGUGAAUUUCAGCGUUUGCAACUAUUCCCUAGAAUAUGUGAAGAGAAACCAGUCUUAGCAAAUCAGUUUUCUGUUUUCAUUUCUCGUCCAAGUGGUGAAAAAUAUUCAAGUGUGCUAUGUCCAGGAAAGCCAGAUAUAUCAAAAGAAACUCCAGUGUCAGGGAUUGAAUCAUGGGACUGGAAUAUGAAAGGAAACAGUUCCAUGUAUCAUGCAUUAUACCCAAGAGCUUGGACUGUAUAUGAGGAACCUGACCCAGCAUUGAGAAUAGUUUGUCGUCAGAUUUCACCUGUUAUACCCCAUAAUUACAAGGAGAGUAGCUUUCCUGUAUCAGUUUUCACUUACAUGCUGAAUAAUUUUGGUAAGACAACAGCAGAUGUCACUUUGCUUUUCACAUGGGCUAAUUCUGUUGGAGGACUUUCUGAAUUUACUGGUCAUCACUUUAAUUCAAAGAUAAAGGUGAAUGAUGGGGUGCAUGGUGUGCUUCUACAUCAUAAGACUGCUAAUGAUCGAUCUCCAGUCACAUUUGCAAUUGCUGCAGAAGAGACUGAAUAUGUUCAUAUCUCAGAAUGCCCUGUCUUUGUUAUAUCUGGUGCUUACAAGGGUAUCUCGGCUAAGGACAUGUGGCAUGAAGUGAAACAGCAUGGUUCAUUUGACCAUCUGAAUUUUACUGAAACACCUGUGCCUUCAGAACCAGGAUCAGCCAUUGGAGCAGCUAUUGCAGCAACUGUGACUAUCCCUUCUGAUUCUCAGCGUACUGUGACGUUUUCAUUGUCAUGGGACUGCCCUGAAGUCAAGUUCCCUGGAGGGCGGAUUUAUUACAGGCGGUACACUAAAUUCUAUGGUACUAAUGGAGAUGCUGCUGCACAUAUUGCACAUGAUGCUAUUACUGAACAUUGUAAGUGGGAGUCCCAGAUUGAAGAUUGGCAAAGACCAAUCCUUGAAGACAAGAGACUUCCUGAAUGGUACCCCACUACUCUUUUCAAUGAACUAUACUAUCUGAAUUCCGGGGGAUCAAUUUGGACAGACGGUUCACCUCCAGUGCCUAGUUUAGUUAACAUAGGAGAAAGUAAAUUUUCCCUGGAUGGGUUCAUAUCUGAUUUAGAGAACAAAAGUAAUAUAUCACAUCAAAAUGAUACUGCUAUGAACAUUCUUGAAAGAUUUAGCUCAGCCGUCGGGAAAAUACACACUCCACAGGCAUCAAAGUCUGCAUAUGGAGUUAGUUUGCUCCAAGAAGGGGAGGAAAACAUUGGUCAGUUUCUUUAUCUUGAAGGCAUUGAGUAUCAAAUGUGGAAUACCUACGAUGUCCACUUUUACUCCUCUUUUUCACUAGUCAUGCUGUUCCCAAAGCUUGAACUCAGUAUCCAAAGAGACUUUGCUGCAGCAGUACUGAUGCAUGAUCCUGGAAAGAUGAAACUUCUAGAAGAUGGUCAAUGGGUACCGAGAAAGGUUCUCGGUGCUGUUCCUCAUGAUAUUGGAAUCAAUGACCCGUGGUUUGAAGUAAAUGGCUAUAAUCUUUAUAAUACAGAUAGAUGGAAAGACUUGAAUCCAAAAUUUGUUCUCCAGAUUUACAGGGAUGUGGUUGCCACUGGUGACAAGAAGUUUGCACAAGCUGUUUGGCCCUCAGUUUAUAUUGCAAUUGCUUAUAUGGACCAAUUUGACAAGGAUGGUGAUGGAAUGAUUGAGAAUGAAGGCUUCCCUGAUCAAACUUAUGACACAUGGUCUGUGUCCGGUGUGAGUGCGUAUAGUGGUGGAUUGUGGGUAGCAGCGCUUCAGGCAGCAUCAGCCCUGGCACAUGAAGUUGGUGACAAGGGUUCUGAAGAAUAUUUUUGGCUGAAGUUUCAAAAAGCGAAGGCUGCAUAUGAGAAAUUAUGGAAUGGUUCUUACUUCAAUUAUGAUAGCAGUGGUGGAAGUUCGAGUUCUUCCAUUCAAGCCGAUCAAUUAGCUGGACAAUGGUAUGCUAGAGCAUGUGGUCUUUUUCCAAUUGUUGAAGAAAAGAAAGCUAGAAGUGCACUUCAAAUGGUUUAUAAUUACAAUGUUAUGAAAGUAAAGGAUGGGAGGCGUGGAGCUGUAAAUGGGAUGUUACCUGAUGGAAAAGUUGACAAGUCAACAAUGCAAUCACGAGAAAUAUGGUCAGGAGUCACAUAUGCCUUAGCUGCAACGAUGAUCCAAGAAAACAUGAUUGAUAUGGCAUUUCAAACUGCUGGUGGAAUAUAUGAAGCUGCAUGGUCCGACGAUGGACUCGGCUAUUCUUUUCAAACUCCUGAAGCAUGGAACACUGAUGAUGAAUACAGAUCUUUAUGUUACAUGCGCCCUUUAGCCAUAUGGGCAAUGCAGUGGGCAUUAUCAAGAGCAAAGCACACUCAGAAUGAGAGUAAAUCUGAUAUAAAGGAAGAUGAUAAUUUGUCUAAAUAUCAUGCUGGUUUUCUGAAAGUUGCUCACCUUUUAAAGGUGAAGGAAGAGAAAGCAUCUAGAAGUCUAUUUCAGGUUAUAUAUGAUUUUACUUGCAAGAGGAUGAUAUGACUAGAAUGUCUGUUUGUUUGAUGAACUUACCAUCUUUCAGUAAGAAAUUGUUUCAGUUUCAGUAAAUUAUAUAACUAAGGUUUUAUUGUAAUAAAAUCAUUACAUGGAAAAA
This is a messenger RNA of Lotus japonicus, 3257 nucleotides long. RefSeq lists its product as uncharacterized. Lineage: Eukaryota; Viridiplantae; Streptophyta; Magnoliopsida; Fabales; Fabaceae. The transcript is spliced from 20 exons. Gene Ontology annotation, molecular function: glucosylceramidase activity; beta-glucosidase activity. Gene Ontology annotation, cellular component: membrane. Bases 305 to 3145 code for a protein of 946 amino acids. The record is from RefSeq and is a predicted model, not a curated record. Gene Ontology annotation, biological process: carbohydrate metabolic process; glucosylceramide catabolic process.